Caenorhabditis sp. 36 PRJEB53466 is the source of this 1025-nucleotide messenger RNA. The record is from the annotation of a GenBank genome assembly. Lineage: Eukaryota; Metazoa; Nematoda; Chromadorea; Rhabditida; Rhabditidae.
AUGGACUCUUCCGACGGCCGCACCAAGGCCUACAAAUUCGUCGCCUACGCCGCCGUCUCCUUCUCGAUUGUGGCCGUUCUGUCGGUGGUGCUCACACUGCCAAUGGUCUACAAUUACGUGUCACAUGUUCGACAACAAAUGACUCACGAGCUCUCUUUUUGCAAGGUUUCUCUUUUUCUUUUCUUUUCUUUUCUCCUUUUCUCAUUCCUCUCUUCCUUCCUUCUAGGGCUCCGCAAAGGACAUCUUCGCGGAGGUCAACUUCAUGAAGACCCACUCUGGCCCAGCCGCCCCCGGAAACCGUACCGCGCGUCAGUCUGGCUAUGGACAGCCCGAAGUGAACCCGUCGCCGAACCUUCAGUGCGAGGGAUGCUGUCUGCCAGGACCGCCAGGACCAGCCGGAGCGCCAGGAAAGCCAGGAAAGCCAGGACGUCCGGGAGCGCCAGGACAGCCCGGAAUCCCUGGAAAGCCACCAACUGCUCCAUGUGAGCCAACCACGCCACCACCGUGCAAGCCAUGCCCACAAGGACCACCCGGACCACCAGGACCACCAGGAGCCCCAGGAGACCCAGGAGAGGCUGGAACCCCAGGACGCCCAGGAACCGACGCCACUUCCGGACUUCCAGGACCACGUGGACCACCAGGACCACCAGGAGAGGCCGGACAGCCAGGACCACAGGGAGAUCCAGGAGCGCCAGCCCAGUCCGAGCCACUCACUCCAGGAGCACCAGGAGAGGCUGGAGAUGCUGGUGAGCUUUUGUCGCCCCUUCUCGGCCCCACUAUUUUAUCGUUUUCUUUCAGGACCGGCCGGACCACCAGGACCACCAGGAGCGCCAGGAAACGACGGACCACCAGGACCACCAGGACCAAAGGGAUCGCCGGGACCAGACGGACCAGCCGGAGUCGACGGACAAGCUGGACCACCAGGACCACCAGGACAGGCCGGAACUCCCGGAGAGAAGGGAAUCUGCCCCAAGUACUGCGCUCUCGACGGAGGAGUCUUCUUCGAGGACGGAACUCGCCGCUAA